UGCCCAGCGUGAGGGCGUAUCCGCUCUGACAGAGGAGCAGCACCAGCAGGUUGCCCAGGAGACGCUCCUGGAGCUGGACUGGUGUCUGGAGCAGCUGGACACUCUGCAGGACACACCGCUCUGUCUCAGACAUGGCCUCCAACAAGUUCAAGCGGAUGCUGAACAGGGAGCUGUCUCACCUGUCAGAGACAAGUCGCUCUGGGAACCAGGUAUCAGAGUACAUCUCCAGCACCUUCCUGGACAAGCAGCACGAGGUGGACCUGACUCCGUCCCCCCUGAAAGAGCAGCCCAUGAGCUUGAUCCUGGGGGUGAGGAAGCUGGGGCUGCCUCACAGCUCCUCCCUCUCCAGUGCCUCACUGCCUCGCCUCGGGGUACCCUCCCCCCGGGAAGACGAGCUGGCCCAGGAGCUGGACGACCUGAACAAGUGGAGCUUCAACAUUUUCAGGGUGGCAGAGAUGUCCAUCAACAGACCUCUCAGCUGUGUCAUGUACGCUAUCUUCCAGGAGCGGCAGCUGUUGAAGACCUUCAGGAUUCCGGUCGACACCUUCAUGACCUAUGUGAUGACCUUGGAGGAUCAUUACCAUGGCAACGUGGCAUACCACAACAGCCUGCAUGCCGCCGACGUCACGCAGUCCGUCCACGUGCUGCUGUCCUCGCCCGCCCUCCACGGUGUGUUUACUGAUCUAGAGAUCCUGGCUGCUCUGUUUGCUGCUGCCAUCCAUGAUGUUGACCACCCUGGAGUCUCCAACCAGUUCCUCAUCAACACCAACUCCGAGCUGGCCCUCAUGUAUAACGACUCGUCGGUCCUGGAGAACCACCACCUGGCCGUGGGCUUCAAGCUGCUGCAGGAGCCCAGCUGUGACAUCUUCCAGAACCUUCCCAAGAAGCAGAGACAGUCCCUCCGCAAGCUGAUCAUCGACAUGGUCCUAGCUACUGACAUGUCCAAGCACAUGACCCUGCUGGCUGAUCUGAAGACCAUGGUGGAGACCAAGAAGGUGACCAGCUCAGGAGUUCUGCUGUUAGACCAGUACACCGAACACAUCCAGGUGUUGAGGAACAUGGUUCACUGUGCAGACCUCAGUAACCCCACAAAGCCCCUGGCUAUCUACCGCCUGUGGACAGAACGCAUCAUGGAGGAGUUCUUCAGGCAGGGGGACAAGGAGAGGGAGCAGGGGAUCGAGAUCAGCCCCAUGUGUGACAAACACACUGCUUCUGUGGAGAAGAGUCAGGUGGGGUUUAUAGACUACAUCGCCCACCCCCUGUGGGAGACGUGGGCAGACCUGGUGCACCCAGAUGCCCAGGAGCUCCUGGACACCCUGGAGGACAACAGGGAGUGGUACCUCAGCACCGUGCCCCAGUCGCCCUCUCCUCCCCCGGACAGACACCUCCAGCACAGGCCCCGCUUCCAGUUCAGCAUGGAGGACCUGGAGAACGGCCACAGCCACGCUUAUCACAACCAGAAUGGAGGGUUGAGGAGGGGGGAGGAGGUGGAGGAGGGAGAGGAGGCAGGAGGCACCAAGAUCAGGAGAACCACAAUGGAAAAUGUUAUUGUUGUGGAGCGGAGGUAG
Osmerus eperlanus (European smelt) is the source of this 1568-nucleotide messenger RNA. RefSeq names its product cAMP-specific 3',5'-cyclic phosphodiesterase 4D-like. The transcript has 12 exons. Gene Ontology annotation, cellular component: nucleus; cytosol; perinuclear region of cytoplasm. The record is from RefSeq and is a predicted model, not a curated record. Lineage: Eukaryota; Metazoa; Chordata; Actinopteri; Osmeriformes; Osmeridae. Gene Ontology annotation, biological process: signal transduction. Bases 132 to 1568 code for a protein of 478 amino acids. Gene Ontology annotation, molecular function: 3',5'-cyclic-AMP phosphodiesterase activity.